AUGGCAUCAGUAACAAGUUCAGCGACAUCGCCACCUCGUUAUUUUUGGAUUUUCCUGUGUCUGAUCAUCGUUAGCUGUUUGCUGUUGUUCCUUGUUCCUUGGAGACUGUGGGCAGAUUUUACAGACGCCGUACAUUUACUACCUUCCUCGACAGCAUCUCAGUCAUUCUCUAAAACACUAAACAAUUCAACCAUCGAGGAGCUCUUGCAUAACAUCUCUAGACAAGUCAAAGUUCCUGGAGUAGAUUGUGCAGCAAUAUUCGAAGGCUCCAAAAAUGAAACAGAUGCUGCCAGAGCUAUGACCAGAAAUGUCAGCUCUCCAAUUUCGGACGCAUGUUACUUAAAUAUAACAGAAAACUGUGAUGACUUUAAGAAACAACGAGGGUAUAUAAUGUCGUCAUUAACGGACGAGGAAGAGCAAUUUCCCAUAGCUUAUUCCAUACUUGUCUAUAAGGACUCAGAAAUGGUAGAGCGACUUUUACGUGCCAUCUACCGACCACAAAAUUUUUACUGCAUUCAUGUAGAUCAGAAGGCUUCUAAUGAUUGCUUCGAAGCAAUUACCUCCAUAGCCAAAUGUUUUCCUAACGUGUUCCUGGCUAGUAGAAGAAUUUCGGUAGCAUGGGGCUGGUUUACGGUGCUUGAACCGGAGAUUGUAUGCAUGGAAGAUUUGUGGAAGUACCGUAAAUGGAAGUAUUUCAUCAACUUGACUGGGCAAGAGUUUCCGUUAAGGACUAAUCAUGAACUUGUGAAAAUUUUAAUGGCCUUUCAAGGAGCAGUCGACGUGUCUUCAUCAGUCAAGGCACUAGACCGUAGACGACUGCGAGGGCGUAACCCGCCUCACGGCCUACGUCCUGCCAAGGGAUCGGUCCAUAUAGCAGCCAACAGGGAAUUUGUGGAUUUCGUACUGCAUAAUCAAACAUCAAAAGAUCUUUUGAACUGGGGGAGGAAGAUCAAAUUUGCUGAUGAAACCUACUUUGCCAUGCUCAGUUCGAAUCCAAAGUUGGGCAUUAAAGGGACUGAUAAAGGAGACCCGGAAAACAACCAUGGAUGGGAAUCUUUCGUCAGAUAUAAGAGUUGGAAAUGGGGGCCCUGUGCCGGAUACUACGUGAGGAAAAUAUGUAUUCUAUCUACAGGAGACUUGCCUCGGCUAGGAAAAUCAAUUCAGAUGUUUGCCAACAAAUUCUACCUCCAAGAAGACAGAGUGGUCAUCGGUUGCCUGGAGGAGAAGAUCUUCAACGACACAAGGGAUGAAUAUAUGGGCACCAAAGUCUUCGACACCACACUUUAUCAAAAUGCAACAUUUAUUAAGAAUAAAUUUGACUAG
Messenger RNA from Candidula unifasciata, 1323 nucleotides. Lineage: Eukaryota; Metazoa; Mollusca; Gastropoda; Stylommatophora; Geomitridae. The record is from the annotation of a GenBank genome assembly.